Messenger RNA from Eucalyptus grandis, 2367 nucleotides. RefSeq lists its product as uncharacterized. The coding region runs from base 166 to 2133 and encodes 655 amino acids. The record is from RefSeq and is a predicted model, not a curated record. NCBI's taxonomy places the organism in Eukaryota, Viridiplantae, Streptophyta, Magnoliopsida, Myrtales, Myrtaceae. The transcript is spliced from 7 exons.
AAUUCUCUCUCUUACACACGAUAUACAUGGAAGGUGCCAGCCCCUGAUCUUUGGCAAAAACAAGUGGUGUUAUUCGACAUAACGCUUUAGCUUUUCCGGAGAAGUCAAAAAUCGCGUAACUCUUUUCUGGCUCUGUCCGAAGUGUUGAACGAUCUCGCAUCACCGAUGGCGAACACACAAGGUGCGAAUCCAGCAAAUUCCCCUGGUGCUGAAUCACGUGCAGAGAUUCACGUAGACUUGAGUUCGGAAGCCACGGACAACGAUAAAGCUUCCCAAAAUGAAAGCACCCUGAGAAGAGGCAUGCAAACAGUGAAGGUCAAUGAAAACAGGCGACCACUGUUUGACGCCGCACUAAAAGGUGAUUGGAAGGCUGUCAAGAAAAUCCUUGAUGAUGACCGCGAAGCGAUGACGACCGCCGUUAUGAUCAUGGAAGGUGAGGCCCUUAACGUGCUCCAUGUUGCAGUUAUGGUCGCACCAGACCAAUUGGUAGAGAACCUGGUCAAGCGCAUCCCCCCAGAACGUAAAAAUGAAAUGGCCGGGGAAGCCCUCAUUUGGGCCGCCUGGCGAGGGAGAUUAAGGAUGGUAAAAGUAUUAACAGAUCAAAUUGAUAGCAAAGAUGAAUGGAUAACAUCUGCCCUGAGACCAGCUAUUGCGUUCGCUCCUAUGCAAAAGGAGGUCAUCUGGUACUUGGCCAGGCGUACAACAUCCGACGUCGAUAUUACAGAGAUGAAAGCUCUUAUCAAGACCGGCAAUAUUGGUAGGAUUUCACACUCAACUCAUCUUAUCACUUGUUUACUUGAAUUAACUCUUUUUUGUUCUUAUGUCCCAAAAGACGUAGCCUUGUAUUUUGCUCUUCGGCAACCCGGCCUGGCAACAUCCAAAAUUCGUGAAGAUAUGUUGAGCCCGCUCGCAUUCUUGGCGACAAUGGAGCCGCACUUCCUCAGUACAGCUAGAUUCAAUUUUUGGGAAAAACUUAUUUACAAAUGUAUCCCUCUAUGCUGGGUCGAUACAUCAUUUGACAGCUCCAAUGAUACGAAAAUGGCUCGAGCCCUUAAGCAGUUGAAGGCAUCACUCUGGAAUCUUGCCACAACAGCAGUACCUUUCAUCAAAAGGAUUGGAGAAUUGAAGUUUAGGCAUAAAUACUCACUUGAGUUUGCAAACCUUGCUCUUGUCCAGAUGAAGACUCAUAUGGAAACUCCCGAAAUACUUGAGUUUUUAUUGACUAAUGGGGUUGUCAAAUUCGCUAUAAUUUUUGGAAUAUCUGAAAUUGUCAAGUUGUGUCUAAAGCAUUAUCCAGAGUUGAUGUGGGAAAAUGAUAUGAUGCGUUCAAUGAUUAUACCGGUUUUAAAAAGAAGGCAUGUUGAGCUGUUUAGACUACUGAACCCAUACCAGACGAUUGCAAUGCUAGACUCUGGUCUGAACGCUGACAGCCUGAUGGAGGCAAUAGUAGAAUCGCCGCCAGGAUGUGUACCGGCAGACGUCUCUGGAGCAGCUUUUUUUAUGCAGAGGGAACUUCAAUGGUAUAAGGUAGUGGAAGAUAGCGUCGGUCCUUUUCUAACAGACAUGAGAUGGGUAAAAGGUCGACAUUGGGAUCAUUUUAUAGAGCAACGCCAAGAUUUGCUUAAAGAGGCGGGGCAAUGGAUGAAGGACACAGCAUCGUCUUGUAGCCUCGUCGCCACUCUCAUCAUUACAGUAGCAUUCGCUGCGGUUUUUACAAUACCUGGAGGCAAUGACAACAAUACAGGGAUGCCGAUUUUUCUAAAAAGGCCCUCAUUCAUGGUAUUCACAGCUGCAAAUGCUCUCGCUCUCUUCUCCUCUAUUACCGCCACCUUGAUGUUCUUGGCUAUCCUAACUUCACGCUAUGCUGCAGAAGAUUUCCUCCACUCACUACCAAGAAAAAUGAUACUCGGCCUCACUUUCCUCUUCCUUUCUUUGGUGUUUAUGUUAGUGGCCUUUGGCUCUGCACUUACGAUAGUCUUGAGCGAAAAAUUGAAGUGGAUUCACAUCCCAAUUACUUUGCUGGCUGCCUUCCCUAUCGUAUUGUUCACAAUCCUACAACUUCCCUUGUUUGUUGAAAUGGUCGAAUCCACUUGUUGGCCUCGCCUCUACCGUCCCUUGAAGAUUUGGAAGUGAUCAAUGCUAAUAUUGGACAAGUUUCACAAACAAAAGUUUGCCACGUCAUCGAUCCAAAAGAUCACCGCAUCAUCGAUCCAAAGGGGUUCCUUAGAACCGUUAGUUUGACAAGAAGAUUCAAUCUCUACCAUCAGAUUGGUUCAACAAAAAUUGAUGCCCUCAACCGUUCAAUAGAUUCAAUCUCCACCAUGGGAUUAAUGUGAUCAGGAUUUAUAUCUAUUACCAUUUCUACUG